GUUGGCUGCAUCGAUCGGCGCAGUGCGACGGGCGGUUCCACAGUCCAAAUGGCGGCGUGCAACCACCGUGAUGGACAUAUCAACGACCCGAGUAUCUCACCUUCACAUGAGCCCAGAUGACCCCGAAGCCACGACCAAGAAGGACCGCGCGUCCAACGACAAGAUGCUCCAGGUCCUCACCUUGCCGAACGCCAUCACGAUGACCCGUAUCGCAUGCACGCCAUAUCUGGGCCACUUGAUCAUGCAGGGCGAGUACAAGUUUGCCGUCGGAGUACUGGCCGUGGCAUCCGUGUCCGACUGGUUGGACGGGUACUUGGCUCGAAAACUCGACCAACGGACGGUGGUGGGUACCUUUCUCGACCCCCUCGCGGACAAGUUCAUGGUCGGGACGUUGUGCGUGAGCCUCGGCUACGUGCAGCUGCUGCCCCUACCGCUGGUCGUGGUCAUCUUCGGACGCGACCUGCUCUUGAUCGGCGGCACUUUGCUGUACCGCCAUCGCACGCGGAAAUCCUCUUCGGACUUUUUCCAAACCAACAACGCGUUCGAAGUCGAGCCGACGUUGACGUCCAAAGUGAACACGGCGCUGCAGUUCACCACCCUCGGCGGCGCACUUCUCCAGGCGGCAUGCCCCAUCCCUGGCAGUGACGUGGCGCUCCAUUGUCUCUUUGCGGGCGUGACCAUGUCCACAUUUGCUUCUGGCUUUGGAUACCUCUCAGCGUGGCGGAAUCGCGAAGGCAUGUUCCGUCAUUUGCCCAAGUAGUGACGUGGCAACGCGGACGCCAACUGACCAAUAUGUUAGUCACUAGAUAACGAUAGGCAACUAAUACUAGUAUAACACACAAACACCUGCUAG
Aphanomyces astaci is the source of this 853-nucleotide messenger RNA. RefSeq names its product CDP-diacylglycerol-glycerol-3-phosphate 3-phosphatidyltransferase. Gene Ontology annotation, cellular component: membrane; mitochondrion. NCBI's taxonomy places the organism in Eukaryota, Oomycota, Saprolegniomycetes, Saprolegniales, Verrucalvaceae. Gene Ontology annotation, biological process: cardiolipin biosynthetic process. The transcript is spliced from 4 exons. Gene Ontology annotation, molecular function: CDP-diacylglycerol-glycerol-3-phosphate 3-phosphatidyltransferase activity; cardiolipin synthase activity. The coding region runs from base 71 to 760 and encodes 229 amino acids. The record is from RefSeq and is a predicted model, not a curated record.